AUGAACGGCACAGUGGCUCGAGGACUGCGUGCGGUAGCGGUGCGCCGCGCAGUUCCGACGCAGGCGGUAGCAUGCAGGAGUCAGCAACUGUUGGGACUUCGACGCGCCAGCUCGCUUCCGACGCUGCUGCAGCCGUCGUUCUGGAAGGCAAUCGUGCCGAAGCCGCUCCGGCGGUCUCCGGAGGCGCAGGCGGUCGAGUCGGUCGUCAAGGUGGCUGCCACGCCGUGGUGGUCGAGGGAAUGGAAUCCGGCGACGUUUUACAUUGCCAUCUUCCUGUGCAUCGGCUCCAUGUCGAUCCAGAUGAUCUCGCUGAAGAAGGGCUUUGACGGGUUUAUGCGCCAGUCCGAGGUCAAGAUCGGACUGCUGCGGGAGGUGCUGGAGCGGGUCCAAAAGGGCGAGGACGUGGACGUGGAGCGGGUUCUGGGCACAGACGAUCCGUCACAGGAGGCCGGAUGGGAAGCAGCGCUGCGGGAGAUUGAGCGCGACGAUGUCUCGAAGCGGCAGCAGAACAAAAAGGCUGCAAGCAAAGAGCCGGUCAUCAAUGCCGCGCCAGAACCCAUCGCCAUAGUGCCGCCGACAAAGGGCGCGUCAAUCACGAGCUUCUACUGA
Messenger RNA from Grosmannia clavigera kw1407, 609 nucleotides. RefSeq lists its product as uncharacterized. The record is from RefSeq and is a predicted model, not a curated record. The transcript has a single exon. Lineage: Eukaryota; Fungi; Ascomycota; Sordariomycetes; Ophiostomatales; Ophiostomataceae. Bases 1 to 609 code for a protein of 202 amino acids.